Aspergillus puulaauensis is the source of this 1608-nucleotide messenger RNA. It is a transcript of the gene ARH1, whose product is annotated as NADPH-adrenodoxin reductase. Bases 1 to 1608 code for a protein of 535 amino acids. Gene Ontology annotation, biological process: ubiquinone biosynthetic process. Gene Ontology annotation, cellular component: mitochondrion. Lineage: Eukaryota; Fungi; Ascomycota; Eurotiomycetes; Eurotiales; Aspergillaceae. The transcript is spliced from 3 exons. The record is from RefSeq and is a predicted model, not a curated record.
AUGGGCUUCACACGGGCGCCAUAUAUAUGUGCGCAAUGCACCGUUCGCUUUUCACAGCCGUUGCGCCCUGCGACCCGCCGGGCCUUCCCUCAAUCACGGUUACAACGCCGUAAUAUCAGCCAAGCGGUCCAAGCCGGCCGACCCUUCCGAGUAGCCAUUGUAGGCUCAGGCCCGGCUGGUUUUUACGCAGCAUACCGUCUGUUGAGCAAGGUUGAUGAUGCGGUGGUUGACAUGUAUGAGAAGCUGCCCGUACCGUUCGGCCUGGCGCGGUACGGAGUAGCUCCGGACCACCCGGAAGUCAAGAACUGUGAAGAGAAAUUCACCGAAGUUGCAGAAUCUCCACGCUUCAAUUUCAUCGGAAAUGUGGAGUUGGGGGAAACCCUACCUCUUCAAGUGCUCAAACCCCACUACGACGCCAUUCUAUUCGCGUACGGUGCACCGAAGGAUAAGAGACUUGGAAUACAAGGAGAAGAUGCAUUGCGCAGCGUAUACUCUGCGCGAGAGUUUGUUGGAUGGUAUAACGGCCUACCGGAGCAUCGAGAUCUUGCCCCGGACCUUACCGCGGGAGGGGAUGCGGUGAUUAUCGGCCAAGGGAACGUCGCAUUGGACGUGGCUCGGAUAUUGCUGUCCGAUGUGGAUCGCCUUCGUCAGACUGAUAUCGCCGAUUAUGCCUUGGAAGCGCUAUCUCGCAGUAAGAUUAAUCGAGUCCGGGUAGUAGGGCGUAGAGGCCCUUUGCAAGCGUCUUUCACUAUAAAAGAAGUUCGCGAGCUGCUACAGCUUCCAGGUGUAUCAUUUGAACCUAUUCGUCGAGAGCUAUUUCCACCGGAAGAUUUCAUUUCGGCUCUUCCCAGAGCCCAGAAACGGCUAAUCCAGCUUCUUGCCAAGGGAUCCACCAAUGAUCCUACCACGGCCACCAAGUCGUGGUCUCUUGAUUUCCUAUUGUCACCGGAGUGCCUUAACUGGUCCCCCGUUGCUCCGUACCGCUUGUCCCAUGUACGCUGCCACCGCAACGAGCUCGACCCUGAGAAUCCAUUCUCCCCAAGCUCAAAGGUUACAACAAAGUACCUUUCCAGCGGCAAAGAGGCGAAAGUCAAUCUUCCCGCCAAUACAUUUUUCCGCAGCGUUGGGUAUAAAUCUCUUCCUUUACCCGGACUAGGGGACCUAGAGGUGCCGUUCGACGACAGCCGCGGAGUAAUUCCGAACGAUGGCUUCGGCCGGGUCACUGUCCCUUUGACUACAGAAGCUGGGACCCAUGACAAACUCCCAGAUGGAUCCGUGAUUUCCCACCUACCAGGGCUAUACUGUGCGGGUUGGGUCAAGCGCGGACCAACCGGUGUCAUAGCCACAACGAUGACCGAUGCAUUUAGCACAGCAGACGCAAUCGCAGCUGAUCUAUCAAAGAGCGGCAGCUCAUUGCUCAACGCCUCCCACGAAAGAACAGGCCUUGGAUGGGAGGGCGUCCGCGCCGAGGCUGAACAACUCGGCGUUCGUGCAACGAGCUGGGAGGACUGGGAACGGAUAGACCGGGCUGAGCGCGAGCGGGGAUCACAGAAUGGCAAGAUCCGGGAGAAGUUUGGACGAGUAGAGGAGAUGCUGGGGGUAUUAUAA